CAGCCAGGACGAUUAAUGGAUUUCAGAGAGCAUCGAGCGACGUGUAGAAACAAACAUGGAGCGAAAUGUUGGCUCUCUACAGGAGGAGGCCCUGAAGAGAAAAGAGAGGUUAAAAGCACUAAGAGAUAAAAAGAUUCACGGGCGAGAGCAGGAAGAUGGGGAGCCAGAGAGCAAAAAAGCUUCAUUAGAGGAGACUACUGAAGAAAGGCACAGAGAGCUGAAGCUGAGGAAUUAUACUCCAGAGGAUGAAGAGCUGAAGGAGAGGCAGGUGCCCAAAGCCAAACCUGCAUCAGUGGAGGAUAAAGUAAAAGACCAGUUAGAAGCUGCUAAUCCAGAACCCAUCAUUGAAGAAGUGGAUUUGGCCAACCUUGCCCCAAGAAAACCAGACUGGGAUCUGAAACGUGAUGUGGCAAAGAAACUGGAGAAGUUGGAGAGGAGAACACAGAGGGCCAUCGCUGAGCUCAUCCGAGAUCGUCUUCGAGGCAGCGAGGAGGAGUUGGCAGGAGUGGUGGGAGCAGUGGGAGUGGAGGAGGGAGACUCAGACUGAAUCUGAGAUGUGACUGAUUAAAAACAGGAGACUACAGAGGGAUGACCUCUGGGACUGUAUUGUCACAUCUGUGUUGUGCUCAGAGAGACAGCUUCUUUUAUCGCUGCAGGGAGUAAUGUUUUCUGUCAGGUCCUCAUAUUCCCACUGUGAGUCCUGCUUUGUAUUGUUUGUAUGGCAUAUGAAUAUGCCACAGAACAUUCUGUAACCAUUGAUAUUUUGUUGUAAUUGUUUAUAUUUCUAGUAAAAUAAUGUAAAUUUUUCAAA
Molecule: messenger RNA, 811 nt
Organism: Epinephelus fuscoguttatus (brown-marbled grouper)
Lineage: Eukaryota; Metazoa; Chordata; Actinopteri; Perciformes; Serranidae
Gene: ccdc12
Product: coiled-coil domain containing 12
Exons: 7
Coding region: 56-547 (163 amino acids)
Cellular component (GO): U2-type spliceosomal complex; post-mRNA release spliceosomal complex
Source: RefSeq, a predicted model, not a curated record